This is a messenger RNA of Pararge aegeria (speckled wood butterfly), 2919 nucleotides long. RefSeq names its product sodium/potassium-transporting ATPase subunit alpha-like. The record is from RefSeq and is a predicted model, not a curated record. Gene Ontology annotation, biological process: proton transmembrane transport; sodium ion export across plasma membrane; potassium ion import across plasma membrane. Gene Ontology annotation, molecular function: ATP hydrolysis activity; ATP binding; P-type sodium:potassium-exchanging transporter activity. Gene Ontology annotation, cellular component: membrane. The coding region runs from base 1 to 2919 and encodes 972 amino acids. NCBI's taxonomy places the organism in Eukaryota, Metazoa, Arthropoda, Insecta, Lepidoptera, Nymphalidae. The transcript is spliced from 2 exons.
AUGCCUACCCAUCGCCGUUCGAGUACUUCUAUAAGCGGAAGACGUUUAAGUGGCCAACGUGUUCAUGGAGAGACCUCUGAACUUACGCUGUUGAAAGAAGAAAACCAUACUGGUGAUCAUUUUCUCACACCAGCUCAGUUAGAAGCUGUUUUCAGGACUAACCUAACCACAGGCCUUACCGAAGAGUUUGCUCAAGAAUUAUUGGCAACCCAUGGCGAAAAUAGAUUAAAGAAACUUAAAGGCAAUAGUUAUUGGAAAAUAUUUCGGCAUAACUUAUUUGGAUGGUUUCAGUGUGUUCUUUGGUGUGGUGCUGUUUUAAAUUUCGUCGGAUAUUUCUUUUCCCAAGAUAUUGAUAACGGUGAAAGUUCUGGACAUUCUGGAAAAGAAUAUUUAUACUUAGGUUGCGUUAUUACGGCUACUAUUGUCGGUACUGGACUCUUUGGAUUUUACCAAGAAGCAAAGAACAUAGCUGUAAUGAGUGGGUUCGAAAAAAUGGUACCACCUAAUGCUACUGUAAUAAGAGACGGUGUUAAAAAAUCUAUACCCAAUAGUCACAUCGUAUUGGGAGAUAUUGUGGAAAUGACAGCAGGUGAAAUUGUUCCUGCAGAUGUGAGAAUACUAUCGUGUUCUAAUUUUAAAACAGAUAUGGCAUCUUUAACUGGAGAAUCGGAACCUAUCAAACACAGGCCAGAGUAUACUAACGCUAACCCAUUAGAGUCAAAAAAUAUGGUAUUCUUCGGGUGCCCUGUUACCGAAGGUAGUGCAAAAGGAAUCGUAGUAGCAACAGGUGAGUUAACAGAAAUAGGAAAAAUAGCUGGCUUGGUAACUGGCUUAGAGAAGGAAGAAACACCGAUAGCUAAGGAAAUAACUCAUUUUAUCAAGCUUAUUUGCGGCGUGGCUUUUACAUUUGGUAUAAUGUUUUUUGUAAUGGUUUAUCUAAUACAAAAAAGUUGGCUAUCGGCAUUACAAUAUAUGCUUGGUAUUGUAUUAGCAAAUGUCCCUGAAGGUCUUAUUGUGACAUUAACAGUGUGCAUGACAUUGUCAGCAAACCAGUUAAAACGAAAAAAUUGCCUUGCAAAAACUUUACAAGCUGUAGAAACAUUGGGUUCAACCUCUUGUAUAUGUUCAGAUAAAACUGGAACACUUACUGAAAAUCAAAUGAAUGUUUCACAUUUAUUUUGUAACUAUACUAUUUACGACAAAACAGAUCAUGCGCAUGUUUCUGAUCAUGCAUAUGCAACAUUAAGCCUUGCUGCUUCUCUUAAUUUGAAAGCUACGUUUGCUCAUGAUUCCUUACAUUUUCCUAUAGAAAAAAGAAAGAUUCUCGGAGAUGCAUCAGAAUCUGCUAUUUUAAGAUAUAUGGAAAUUAACCGAUCUGCUACAAAAACCAGAGAAGAUAAUCCAAGAGAAGCUGAAAUCCCUUUUAGUUCAGCUUAUAAAUACCAAAUCACGAUACAUAGAAUGCAUGCCACACACAGUUAUUAUUUAAUAAUGAAAGGUGCCCCAGAAAUUGUGUUGGAGUUUUGUGUUACAGUACUUACCGAUGAAGAGGACCAGCCUUUGACUCCACAAGCUAAAAAGGAACUUAAAGCAAAUUUUAUUAAACUAGCUAAUAUGGGUGAACGUGUGAUUGGUUAUUGCGACUACCAGUUGCCUCUGGCUGAAUACCCAUUAGGCUAUAAAUUCAACACACAAGAACGUAAUUUCCCUGUCGAGAAUUUGAGAUUUUUAGGAGCUAUUUCUAUGAUUGAUCCACCAAGACUUGAUAUUGAUAAAUCUAUUUCUCUUUGCCGCCAAGCAGGUAUUCGAGUAAUAAUGGUUACUGGUGAUCAUCCUGUAACAGCAUUAGCAAUAUCAAGACAAUGCGGCACUAUUACACAGCCUACUGCAUACGACUAUGCUUUUGAACAUCACAUAGAACUUUCCGAUGUACCACCGCAUAUAAAGCAACAAUUCCGUUCUGCUGUCAUUACUGGUGACGAAUUACGAAAAAUGAGCGCACACGAUUUAAAAGCAUGUCAAAAAAGAUAUAAUGAAAUUACAUUUGCUAGGACCAGCCCACAACAAAAAUUAUUCAUUGUAGAAUCGUAUCAGUCCUUAGGCCACGUUGUUGCUGUGACAGGAGAUGGUGUGAAUGAUUCUCCCGCUUUAAAGAAAGCUGAUAUUGGUAUUGCGAUGGGGAUUACCGGAACAGAAGUAUCGAAACAGGCUGCUGAUAUGAUACUCAUGGACGAUAAUUUUGCGUCUAUAGUCUUAGGAAUACAGGAAGGUAGGCGUAUUUUUGACAAUUUAAAAAAAACAAUAGCGUAUACCCUUACUUCAAAUACGCCUGAAAUGCUACCGUUUGUUUUAUAUGCUUGUUUAGGAAUGCCGUUACCCAUGACUCUUAUUUUAAUUUUGGUCAUAAAUGUUGGUACUGAUUUGCUACCUGCAAUGAGCCUAGCAUAUGAAACUUCGGAAUCUGACAUAAUGAAUAUGCCGCCACGUAAACUUACUGAUCACCUUGUCAAUAGAGCAUUGAUAUUUAUGGCAUAUUUUCAGAUUGGAUUAAUUCAGUUUUGUGCUGGAAUGUACUGCUAUUUUAUAGUAUUUGCACAGAGCGGUUUUUUUCCCUCAAGUUUAUUUUUUGUACGUAAGGAGUGGGAAUCAACGGCAGCAACUGUUAAGGACACAAUUGGUCGAUCUUGGUUGUACGCUGAACGUAAGAGUCUAGAAAGAAAAGCGCAAACUGCUUACUUUGUUGCUGUGUGUUGGACACAAGUUUCUGAUAGUCAGCCAGAACACCGCCAAUCAAGUAAUUGCAUCGCGUGCAUCGACUUUUCGGCCCUCGAUAAUAAUAGGCAUUUUAUUGCCCGUAAUGUAGUCUCUAGGGCCGUGGGCCGGCGUUCAGUAAAAGUCCCUGCUUUUAAUUUAGAUUAA